ACUGAGGACUGUGAAAACUCCGAGGCUCUCAUACAUGACUUAUUGUCUCUUCAGUACGUCAUAAUGCGUAGUGUCGCAGAACACAAGUGUGUUCCCGUCGCAGAUGUUGAAUCAUUUGUAGAGCGGUGUAUGAGGGCGGUGGGAACUGAUCAACAUCACUGUAAAGCUCUAGCUCAAGUGCUGUGUGCGGCAGAUGUUAGGGGACAUUUCACUCAUGGACUACACAGAUUAGGUAAGCUUAUAUUGCCAAGCAUAUACAGAUUCUAGACCGCAUCAGUGUGAUCAGAGCUGAAAUCAUACAUACUACUGAGGUUGAAUUGUUCAAAGCUGGCCGGCUGGACCAUGGCUGGACCAGUCAUUUUUACCAUGAAAUAGGCUUUUUCCAAGAGGUUUUUUUAUCAUUAUUAUGAAAACCCAUCUCCUUCGUGUAUACUACUUAGGAUUUGACUGACUGACUGGGUAAUUUUCAUUUAAAGUGAAAUUCUCAUUAUCUCGGGUAAUGGUCUGGCCGGUCAGUUCAGACAAAUGGAAAGUGCCCUAAACCUAUGCCACAGAGUUUUCACAGAUCAGGUUUUUUUAGCAUCAUUUUGGAGCACUUUUUCAGCGAUUAGGGAAGCACCGUUCCGUACGCGUGCACAUCCAUAAUGCGAUAAUUACCAAGAAAAAAAAGGAAAGGCUAUCAAAAAAUCAGAAAUACUUACUUUCUACUCUCCGGUUUUUGACCGAUUUGUAAGUCUUACUUGAUAUUCAAAAUGCGCGCGAAAAUCGAUUUAAAAAUAAACUGGUCUGUGAAAACACCGUCGUAUGGGCACUCCCCCUAGAGAAUGUAGAAGUAUUCGAAAUGACUAAAUUUCUAGGAAGCUGAAUAGAAACGGCUGCCGGAUAACGUUUUAAAGGAGGGCCACUAUAUUACAUUACUCUAAGUAGUGUAGUUGAAAAAACAAGUAAAUGUGUAGUUACUGUCUAUGCAUUUUUCAAUAUUAGAGUUUUACGUUCGUGACAUUCAAAAUGGGAACAUGCAACCACAGGGUGAGCCUACAGUUGAAAAGGAAACUGGACCAACUGCUUUGGUAAACGGUAACAACUUGCUAGGACCGGUGAGAAAAUUAUUUCAUUACUGAUCUUUAUCCCCAAAAUGACCAUUCUUACCCUAGCUGCUGUAGCUAAUGUCGUCGAAAUGUCGUGUUGUUUUGAUGUAAAUAUGAAAUUAAAUUAAUAGAAAUAGAAAUACUUAAUUAUCCUCUCCCCUUAUGGGGUUUUCCGGGAUAACGAAGCAAAUAAUUCAAAUGAAACAUAAUGGUUAAGAAUCCCAACUGGUAGGAGGCGAACCAGUUGGCUAUUUUACAAGCAAGGCCGAGGAUUUGAACUUGGGAAUAUCGAGAACAAAUCCAGCUAGUGGUCAGGGCGGGACCUGAAGUCGGGGCAUUGCAAGUCCAGCGCUCUAACCGCUCGGCCUCCUUUCUUAGAUGUGUUUCACAGUCUCAAAUCUGUUUCUAUCUUUCAAUCCUUGUUUUUAAAAGGCAGAAUAGCGACAUCUUCUCAAUAGGUGCAUCUUAUUAUUUCUCUUGAAGAUAAUACAAUUCGUUUCCCUAGCGCCCCCUUGCUGGAUACAUGUGUAAAUGCGGUAAAUAACAUCAUUGCUGGUGGUACUUCUUCCCAAAUGGAUAAUAAUUUACUCUGUUUUCUGUAAAGGAAAGUGUAAUCGGUUGAUGUAAAGCUUGCCCACCAGGCUCCGGUUGCAGUUCAAACGUGAUAGCGCCAUUGACUGGAUAAAUCACUAUCCAGUGGAUAAGUGUUAGUGAUACCAGUUUUGUUAUUCACUGGAUAGAGAUUUAUCUAGUGAAUAGCACUAUCUUGCUUUUGAAAAACUGGGUAAAAUUUUUGAGUAAAGAUUUUUAUCAAGUGCAGCGUCAUCUACCUUUUUUAAAAUCAAGUGGAGCUGAGCUGGUUGUGUAAAUGAAUACCAGCGAGACCUAGCGCCACGAGGCAUUGCAAGAGUACUCCCCCCCCCCCCCUGAAAUAAGCUUGAACUAAAUUCUGGUGUAAAUCGCAAACCUUGGCACGAGGAUCUAGGAAUUAGCAAUUCAAGUUCAGUGGGGUCCACAAAAAAUCCCACCCCCUGGAAACUAAGUGCCAACGGACUUGUUAAACAAAAUGAAAAAGUUUUGAAAUGGGGCUUGCGCGGUUUUAUCCAGUUCUUGCCCCCUACAUUUAGCUAUUAUAUAUAGUGAACGAAAUAGCAGCAGCCGUCUUUGUUAGAUGCCUUUUAGAGUUUUUCUUGACUGCAAAACAGUCCGUAUUUUUGCGUAUUCAAGUACGCACAGUCAAACAAAAGGUCUGGAGCGAGGCUGAAAACGGAGAGUGAGACUGGGGAGCCCUACAGGCCUAGCGCGCGUGAGUCUCUUACGCUACUCUUACGCUACACUAAACGGAUUUUGAGAAAAAGGCCCGACUGUUUUGCAGUCUAGAGUUUUUCCAACAGUUGAUUUCAACUCGUUUUACAACUGCUUUGAUAUAGGUUGUAGGUAAUUUUAGUAUGGAUCUGGCGAUUAAGAAAGCAAAGGAACACGGCGUUGGAUGGGUAGUUUGUAAAGGUUAGUUACAUUGAAGGUAAUGUUUUUUUUGUCGCUACACCUUGCCAGGAUAGAUGUCAAAACAAUCAAAAUUAGGAAUUUCCCUCUCAGAACGCUGGGAUCUUCUGGGUAAGCACGGAGAAAUAGCUUAGAACAUGAGUCUGGAAACUAAGCUAGAAAAUCCCUGACACUCUUCAUGACCGUUAACCGCUGGUUACGGUGAAAUAAAUUGCGCGUCUAAUUGCAUGUCUAAAACUAACCACCUUCUUGUGAUAGGUCUACAAGAUAGUUAUAAUUCAACAUUUUCCUACCUUUUUUUGUGAUUUAUACGUACUUUUAAACAAACAAUGCCAAAAACAUAUCACUACCCUGGGACCAGGCCCGGGAAAAAAAGAGAAACAGCAAGCGCUCGGUUCGCUUCGCUCGCCGUUAUUUUUCCUAUUUUACCCUGUUUUUUGCCUUUUUUUCCCCAAUACGGAACCUGGUCCCAGGCUCAGACUAUCACACUUUCUGCUUCCGAAUUGCUCGACGCUAUAAAACUUAUGAUGUUAAAUCUUCUAUCGGUAGCAACCAAAGUGUACUAAAAUUCGAAAAGCGCAGUAGCGGAUCCAGGGGAGGAGCCCGGGGGGCCCGGCCUCCCUUAUUUUUAGACCAAGCUAUGUCCGAAGGGCGGAAAAAAACAUUUUUUGAGGCCUUUCCCACCCCCUUCCCUUAUUUUAGGCUCUGGAUGACCGGGCCCUCCCCUCUUAUCUGAAGGUCUGGAUCUGCCACUGAAUUCUGUCUAAGGAAAACCUUGACAAUUGUAAGGGAGUUGCAUUGAUGGCAUCCUUCCCUUAGCUCUUUUACGGUAACAAGACAAUUACUACCCAAAUUUUAAAGUUUAUGGUAGUUAGUAUCGUGAUCGUUAGAAUCACGAGUAUUUUGUGUCAGCUGUAGCCUUUUUACAGAAAGAUUAAUUUUUAAAAUUAAACUAGAGUUGAUAUUUUUUUUACACACUAGUUAUACGUUUCUCCUUUUUCGUUCAGGUUCAACCCACUUUGGCAUAGCAGGAUGGUACAGUAGCAAAGCCCUUGAUCAUGGAAUGAUUGUAAGUUAAUGAAACUUCUGUUUUAUUUAGUAUUUAGCAUGUAAGAUAGGAUUUUCAACAGUUCAACCUUCAUUUUUCAGGGUAUGAGUAUGACAAACGCGUCGCCUGCAGUUGUACCAACCAGAGCGUUGAAGGUAAUGCAUUUUUUCAUUAAAUACGUUAUUCGCAUUGCUUGGAACCACUGCCGCGUGCAAAAUUUGGGCAAUUUUGCUUUGACUCGUUCUUAGGUAUAAUACAUAAAUUUCAAGGUCUGUUGUCGCUAAAAGAACUUGAUUUCCUACUUGCCACGAAUGUGUGUCUGCACUGAGGUUGGCCAAUACUAUUACACCAAAGUGUUUAAUUAGCAAUUAAGUAAUGGUUCAGAUAAGAAGGAAAGGACCAAAACGCAGUGAACACGUCGGAAUGCAAAAAGGUGCUAACUUUACUAUUGUCUCUACUAAGGUUCUGAUUGGUUUAAACAUCAAAUUUUACGAAAUCUUCGCAAAGCAGCAUGUAUAUUAAUCCCUUUUUUUCUAUCCAACUUCCUUAUAACAAAAUCUCGUCUGAGUCUAAGUAACACAGAAAUCGUAUGUGCGGAUCAUGUAAAAUUGUGAACGUUUCUUGGCCAUUGUUUGCAACUCUUAUGAUUGGUCGAAAUGUUUUAACACAAAAAUACACCCUUUAAAAGUGAAUUUUAAAUACAUUUUCUUUCGCAAACAGCCUUUUUGUAGAUUUAUGCAUUCUCUGCGUAAAAAUGAAAAUAUUUCUAUGUGAGGAAAGCGUAUUGCGCCACAACAAAAGAAAUUGCUUCCCUUCUUACCUGGAUCAUUACUUAAUGAAUGAGGCUGAGUAGGAUAAGAAGAAUUAAUCAGAUCGAGGAGGGUGUUAUCCACAGAGGCCGAAUAUUUCUCCCUAGAGUAGGAUGCACGACCUCCUUCUCCACAGAUAUCGACGCCCCACCGACUGAGGUAGUCCUGUCAAAAAUAAUAAGAAAUAAAUUUGCCCCUACGAAAUCAAGCUAAAAAUUGGGAACGAGUCCAUAGAUAUCAACCAGAAAAGCAAAUACCUGAAUUUUCCCGAGAAACUGAACUACUGCGCAAAAACUUACAUCUUCCCGCGAGUCUCUUGCUCAUCCCCCAAAUUCCUUCGCGUUCAAAAUUGAAUUUUUUAUGGUUCUUUUUCUUACAUUGUUAUUUUAGACUAAAAAAAUAGGGAAGCUCCAAGGGCCAGGACGAACACUCUUUUUAAAGAUGUACAAGCUUUGGCAACAUUUUUAAUUUGCGCCUACAGUUGUAAAACCAGGAAUUAUUGACCACAAAUUUACACAAUAUACGUAAUAAAUUAUUCAGUGCUUUUAUUUCCUUGAAGUUUCUCGCCGUCAUCUUGGGAGCUCCCCUUUCUUCUCCCUGAACCACCGGUCUUAAUACCCUCUCCUUUAUGAACGCAUCACCGCAGUGACGAUUUUCCAGUCCAUUGAACAUGAUCAAAGAUGGGUCCGGGUACAAAGUAAGGUUGCCCUAGUUUGGUUGAUUUACCAGCGUUUCUUAUUUGACACUUUACAGCCAACCAUUGGAACAAAUCCUAUCUCUGUAUCCGCUCCAGGGAGAGGAGGGGACAGUUUUCAAUUGGACAUGGCUACGUCAGCAGUGGCGCAAGGAAAGGUUUGUCAUGUGACUCCCCUUAGCUUCACGGGACCGCCAUUUUAUGUGGUCAUUCGAGCCACGCGAAGGUCUAGCCGCUUGCAGUGCAAAGGGAGUACCUUCAUUUCUCAGUUAUUUUAAGACCCUGAGUAUUGGUCCGGCCCUGGGAAUCGAGCCCGGGUCCUCCCGCUCUGUAGUCAACACGUUCGAUCGACUGAGAUCACACUGCCGCGGUUACUUUUAUAUUUAAGCACUAGUAAAAUAUAGUGGAUGCUCAUACAGAGGUAGACUGGCGGUCACGGGAAAAUAUAUGUGGCAUAGAAGGGACGUUUUAUGGACAUGAAACCUUUUGAGGGCAACCUGUUGGAAUUAAUCCCGGCCACGUGACGAGGAGGUCCGCUAAUUAAUAUUCUAAAUUUCAUAUCCAUCUAAUUAAUUUCCUUAAAUCUGCACGCAAGAAAUAAUUACUCCUCAUCUAUUAAGCAUUACUAGUAACGCUGUGUAAGUUUUAGUUAUUCGCCAUAUCUUACUUGGCAACAUGAGUAAUCCAAUUUAAUGCUAGAAUACAGGGUAUAACACCAGUGACCUGUGGACUUCCAAAGAUUGUUUCAAACAAGAGGCAAUAUAUAGGGGUAUUUCGUUAUGGUCUCUGGAAUUGCUGUAUACUAUUGCAAUAUCCUCAAUGAGUCGAUGUUAUUUCAUCAGGUCUCAGUUCUGCAAGGCUUUCGCUAACUACAUCAUCUCUGCAGGUAGAAGUAUGUAAGAGGAAGGGAACUGAUAUUCCCUUAGGAUGGGGUGUCAACUCCAAAGGACAGGUAAGAGUCCCUGUGUAAAGACGUUUGUUUUUGUGCACAAGUUGUGCACAUGAAAUCAACUGUUAUUUCCCCCCUCCCCUGGGAGGGGUAUUCAACAAAAUUUUAUACGUGGAGGCUCAACCCCGAGGUCCAACCCCUUACCUUUUAUAUACCAUUUUCAACAGAAGAGAUACUUCUUUCCAAGAGCCAUUAUGGCUCUUGUUCUUUCCUGUACCUUUUAAUGACAAAUGGUACCCCUUUCACACACCAGUUUAGAGCGAAGCACCGUGAUGACAGAUUUCGCUACCCCUUUCAUAUACUUCCAAUCAACCAGUGAUAUACCUACCCUUCCAUAUGCCUGAAGCCCGAGAAAGGUACCUCUUUCUUGUGGCGCCUCCCUUUAUAAUCCAUUAUAGGGAGUACCCGGGGAUAUCCACACUCUGAGCGGAAACGUUAUUGCAUUUUAUAAAAUUACUAAGAUAGUACGCGAGCUCUGAUUGGCCGAGAAGAGUGUUUGCAUGAGAGUAUGUAAACAUGGUUGUGGCGUUAAGAUGUUUUGCUUUUCGCGCGCUAAUCACGCUAGCACAAAAGUUUUCAAGUUCAAAACUCGACAAGUUUAUUUUAUUUACCCAUUCCUUCGACUGCUGAAACUUGGAAAAUCGUUACAAAGAAGGUGUGUCAAUUUUUUUUUCGCUUAAGCUGACAUUUUAAGCGAGAAAAAUCCGUAUUUUGGAAAGCAUCUUUUUGCAAAACAAGAACUGAUUACGCGAGCGAGACUUCGUGUAUAAGACUUUCCGACUGGUAAGAAUUUAUUUUUAAUCAGGACCGUAACAAAGACUUUGCGUUUUUUCUCGGGAGAGUUAUUUUAUAAAAGCGAUAGAAAAUUUUUUUCCUGUGUUUGCAUAGCCUGAUAUUAACACUCAAGGGAUUCGGAGAAUUCUCGACAGUUAUGCAAACCCUCGACUUCGUUUCGGGUUUGCAUAACUGUCUCGAAUUCUCCCAACCCCUCUUGUGUUUAUAUCAGGCUAUGCAAACACGGAAAACGUUUUCUAUUGCUUAAGUAACAACAAAAAUGUUUAAACAGCGCAGUAAAUGUACUAAGCACACAUAAAAGCCUAAAGGAGGACUGUAUUUUUAACGUUUAGUAGUGGAGAUGGGACCGCCAUUUCUACGUGUUCAUCUGAGGCACGCUAGCAUCCAACUAUUUACAUAGCAAAGGGAGUUCUUUCUCCUUAAGUUGUUUUGAGACAGUGCACUUGAGUACUCGUCCGACCUACCUGGGAAAGUGAACCCUACCUAUGAUCUCCCCGCCCGGCAGACCAGAAGCCCGUUUCUCGAAAGUCCCGAUAGCUUUUCGGGCCCUAAAAGUUCUUUUAUGUUUGUUGCGUUUGCAUUCAAGUUUCAAUAAUCUUGAAAAUGAUAUAAUAAAACUAUCAGUUAACGAAGCAAAACUGACUGGUUUGUGAGCAAGGAACUGUGCUACUUUUCAACAGAUUUUGAUUUUAAACUUUGCCUUCGAACUCGAAAGGUUACCGGGCCUCUGGAGAAACGGGCCCCUGGGCCCGUUCAGGCUGGAGGCUGGAGGGUCUGACAGUAAUUACUGGACCGUCCCCCAAAGCUCUUUGGUUUACUUUCACUUUAAGAUCGAGGAGAUAGCAAAAAUGGUUUCAAUAGUUUUCCAGAUAACGCUUAAAAAACAGGGGCGUAGGGCGUAUGCUACCUGCACGCGCAGUACGCACGUGUGUACCUGAAAAGUCGCGGGUAAAAAAACUGUAUAUAAUAAAAAAGCGAAUUAUCUGACAAAGGCAAAUAAAUUUAAAAAGCACAGUUUUGCUUAAUUCAUUAAACGCUGCUUGUUUCUUUGAAACACUAUUUUUUCUGACGGACGCUUCUUUUUUUAUACCCGAAUGCGAGUUUUCAGGAGCGCGACGCGUGAUUCAUUGGUAGAAAGAUAUAUUUCGAGAAAAGGUGGGAAUAUUGCGCAGAUAGCGGCAGGCUAGAUUUACAUGUAUAAAGCAUGAAAUUGGACUGGCUUGUUAGCUUUAUCUAGCUGAACAAUUGUUAUUUUAUCCUAGGAAACUACUAACCCGCGAGAGGUUUUAGAUGAAGGAGGUGGUCUUCUGCCUCUCGGUGGUAAAGAGAUUACAGGUCAGAAAAAAUUAUUAAUUUAAUAUCUUCCGUGAUUUAUACAUAAAAAUGUUAUACAUAAGAAGAAUUAAUAUAAGUUUGGUAUUCAGCUGAAAGAAUAUAGCAGAAGGAAAAUAGUAAAGGCGACAAUAGCACAGGAACGUGUUUUUUGUGAAGCAGUCUGACGCUAGACACGAAGCAGCCUUUGUUUACCAUGAUCGUCAAAUAAAAAAUAACGAAACAGGGAGAUUAGGUUUAGGGAACCUUUGGCAGGAAGUUAGAAAAAGGAUCAUUAAGUGUUUAAAUAUGUUAUGAACAGUCCAAUGGUGAGGGGGGGGGGAGGAGAUAAUAACACAAAAGAAACAUGAAAACGUUCCUUUAUCUACUCUUGUAAAUGAAGAGGUUCGGUUGAUUCUUUUUUGGUAACCCACUUUAAGUUAAUUUCCUACCCAGAACUUUUCUUCUGCCUUUUAUUAAUUUUUUUCAUUUGUUCGUUCUUUUUUUUUAAUAUUUACUCUUUUAAUAGGCGGCUAUAAAGGCUUUGGUUUAGCGAUGAUGGUGGAGGUGUUUUGUGGAAUUUUGUCUGGUUCAGCAUUUGGACCUCAUCUCAGGAAGUGGCAGGGAGAAGAAAUGGGAAAAGCUAACCUGGUACUGGAAGAAAUUACCUCAAUUCCUAUGUUAUAUGUGUAUUAAGUCCCAGCGCACCUGUUGAUCCACAGGAGAACUGGUUUUGCAUAAUAUUUAUGAGUAUAUUGACGAGUUUAGUAUAAAUGGGUUUAUCUUACCCUAUUUUGGAUGCCAGACACAGGUCGUCCCCCCCAUCCUUCUCCCCGCAGCGAUGGCUUACUUCUGUACCUGAGUUUCUGUUUCUUUCGGUCUCUGGACUUACCUCUUGACUUAUCUUAACGGUUAGUGUUUGGUAACGGUGGCGCCCGGUGGGAUUUUAUUACAAUGUUCCCUCAAAACAUUAAGAAAACAAACGGUAAAUUCAGUUCGUGGAGGGUCCAAAUGCCUGGUACCUUGCACCAUACAAGGGCUUCCUUCUUUAUACGUGCAUAUUAGCGUGAUUUAUAUACUGCAGCUAGACUGAAAAAAUGACCUUUGAGAAACGAGCGCAGAAAUUCCACACUACCCGGAUCUGCGACGUGCUUCUGAUUACUUAUGUUGUGAGAGACAUUUUACUUAACCAAUUAGAAGCACUUUUAAACAAGCCUAGGUGGCGACGCAUGGAUCAUCAGUAUGGAAUUUUUGAGCUCGUUUAUCAGACGUCACGUUCCGGGAAACCAGUGCUGGCGGGCGCCACGAAAUUUCGGCUGUUUUCUCUGGCUAAUAUCAAGCUCAUUUCUUUUCAAAUUGUAUCCGGCUUUGCGUUUUUAUUUCACUAGGGUCAUUGCUUUGUGGCUGUGAAUCCGCAAAUGUUUGCUGACGGUUUUGAGGACAGGAUGCAGUGUCUGAUGGAUCAAUACAGAAAUAUGGAGCCCGUAUGUUCUCCUGCAAUUUGCAACAAAGACAGCAAAUACAUUUAACGAAAAGUAUCAAAAUGUAGUAAGAAAAAAAAGUGGCACUCAAAACGUUUUUCAAGGCCAUCACUUGUUCAAAGCAGAAUAAUCGCGCAAACAUUUUCAAAGCUGCGUGUGUCUGGUAGCGUGUUUUGACACAUGAUGGCAACUGCUUAAAGACUUUUUCCAGUUUAGCCAUUUCCAAGUCACUCAGAGCUCUCUUUGGACAUUUUUCUUUCUUAUAAAAAAAACCCUGCUAUCCUUCGAGGGCUUCACUUACCUAAUUAUCUCACAAACAUUUUCAAAACUGCACGUCAUGUUGGACAAGGCAAAGAAAACAAGUUUCACGUGAAGUCACAGUCUGUGUUUCUGCUCCAGUACUGUGAAAGAUCAUGGGCAACAGCCAAUCGCAGCGCGCGUAGCAUUCACCACAUUUUCUAUAGGACAAUAAUAAGUUUAAAUGGUGCUGUGCAAAAGGCUCAAGACAGAGCACGAGGACAGCUAAAGCAGAGUAUUCUAUUCUUGGGCCAAGAUUAACUCAAACGGUAAAAUCGAGCAUGUCAGGGUAAUCUUUAUUAGCUCAGUAAUACAUAAUGCACCUGACGGGAAUUUUUUAGGCAGACGGCGAGCCAGCAGUACUUGUAGCAGGGGAUCCGGAAAGAGAACACAUGCGCAACGUGAAGCAAGAUGGUGGGAUUCGUUAUCACGUGAAUAUAUUACAUGCUUUGGUGAGUGUUUUUAUAGAAAUUGAGACUGAGAUAUACAAGUUUAUAUCAAAACCAGGAGGAAAAACAAUGUUGGUUAAGAAUUUAUUCAAAGAAGAGGAUAUUUCCAUGAAACCGCUGCUUGGUCUCCAGUCUUAAGGAAUGGCGUUAAGUCAGUGCUCACACAAAAAUUGGAUGUGGCUAAGCUUAAAAGCGGAGCUCCUUCAAGACUUAAUAAUGAAAUUUAGUUGAAACAAUGAACUUUGAGCUAUUUUAACCCAAAUAAAUACAGAAAUAAAAUAACUAAACGUGAGCAAGAGAUCUGAUAAAAAAGUAAUAAUCUGAUCAGCGAAUAACUUUUUAAAAAAUACGUUUACUCACUAUAUAGCGUAGUUUAGAGCGGUUUUCACUUGACUGUCGUAAAACCAAAACCAAAGUAAAUACACUAGCCAACCAAAGGGCGUAGUAAAACCAAAACCAAUCCCUUUCGACAGUCAAGUGAAAACCGCUCUAGCUACUGAUACAGUCUCACUGCUCUCACAGGUUAGCGGACGCACAUUUGGUCGACUGUCAAUUGUUUUUGUUUGGAUGACGUAUAUUGCUCUCUCAUCCCCAUUUCAAUAUGACCGCUUGGGCUCCUUGCUCAAUGACAUUUCAUACUGGCAGAAUUAAGGGGCUUGUACGUGAUAACUAAAAAUUAUUGGUAGGAUAGGUCCCAUUGUUUUCCUCCAGUCUUGAGUCUUUGGCUCCUGGGGACAAGGUAAGCGUUGCGUGAUGUCACUAAAGGAGGCUGCGUACGAGGCUGCGUGACAUGGAGAAAGUGCGGGAAUAUAUGUAUAGGUGACGCAGUACAGUAGUAGGGGAACCAAAUGACGGACACACUCGCUUGCGGGGGCACCCAAAGACGGUUUCCUCCUAAAUACAUAGAAAACAAUUUUUUCGCUAUCCAGAGUACUUUUAAAUCUCUAGAAAUGUAUUCUGAGUGGCGCUAUAAAAAGUUUAUCUGUUCGGUCAUCCUAGGAGAACUUGAAUCUUUUCGAAAUUCCAAGGGCCUCAGUAUUAUUUUCCCGAAAAUUUUAGAUGCAAUUUAACGUAUUGCAAAUUAAAUGAAGGGAACGGUCCUCUAGACAUUUUUAGCCUUUCUCAAGAAAUAGAAAAUUCUUGGCAAUAUUUGCUUCUCCGAAUGGAUACUUGUACAGAAAACUGUCGUUGGGUGCCCCUGAUCUUGAACUUUAUAAUACACUUACAGUAGUACAGUUGCAAGUGGCAUAAAUGACAGUACCAGGUUCUACAACAUCGUUUGCAAAAUGAAAUAUUUCUAAGCAAGACAAAUUGCUGCAUUGUUUUAGAUGCAGUCCCAGCCCCUUAUCCCUCUUAGGUCAUGCUAUCUGUCACUGUAACGUGCUUCAUAGUCUAAAGUCGUUGAAAUAACUUCAGAUUUCAAAUAAUGUCUAUCAUUUGAAGUGGAAAAGUAAUGACUGGGUGAUUAUUCUGCCUUUCAGAAUGACCUUGCUGACAGAUUGGGAGUGGCACAUUUACCAACGUCGUGA
Messenger RNA from Porites lobata, 11953 nucleotides. NCBI's taxonomy places the organism in Eukaryota, Metazoa, Cnidaria, Anthozoa, Scleractinia, Poritidae. The record is from the annotation of a GenBank genome assembly.